Messenger RNA from Glycine soja, 540 nucleotides. RefSeq lists its product as uncharacterized. Lineage: Eukaryota; Viridiplantae; Streptophyta; Magnoliopsida; Fabales; Fabaceae. The coding region runs from base 1 to 540 and encodes 179 amino acids. The transcript has 2 exons. Gene Ontology annotation, molecular function: S-adenosylmethionine-dependent methyltransferase activity. The record is from RefSeq and is a predicted model, not a curated record.
AUGAGACACACUCAUCCACUGCGUCCCCCACCACGCGCCGAGGAAGCCGCACCUCCGCUUCCCCAAAUCCACUGCGACUUCUCCUCCACGCGCCUCUGGGCCGCCAAGGUCCUCUCCUUCUCCCUCCUCUUCCGCGACCACCUCCUCCUGCGCGCCGCCGCCUUCAACCACUCCCGCGUCCUCUGCGUCUCCGCUGGCUCCGGCCACGAGGUCGCCGCGCUCCGCCGCCUCGGCAUCGACGACGUCACCGGCGUCGAGAUCCUCGAGUCCCCGCCGCUCGUCCGCCGCGCCGAUCCGCGCAACCUCCCGUUCUUCGACGGCGUGUUCGACCUCGCCUUCACCGCGCGGUUCGACGAGGCGCUGUUCGCCGCCGAGAUGGAGCGCGUGAUCCGGCCUGGCGGCGCGUGCGUUGUUCUCGUGGCGGAGUCUGGGGAGGAUGAGGUGAGGGAGGUUGUUGGAUUAUUUAGGAAUUCGAGGCUUGUUAGGUGGAGUAAUGUUUCUGACUGGAAUGAGAAUGACCAGUGUUCUUUUGAGAACUAG